Peronospora matthiolae is the source of this 3447-nucleotide messenger RNA. NCBI's taxonomy places the organism in Eukaryota, Oomycota, Peronosporomycetes, Peronosporales, Peronosporaceae. The record is from the annotation of a GenBank genome assembly.
AUGGAUUCGGGUGCAUCCAACAACUUCUUUCGAGCAUCAUGUUUGUCCCUUCUCCCGUCGACAGUUACGGUUCGAGAAGGUCCAGGUGACAUCGUUGUCAAACUUGCUGAUGGACAACCACAGCGUGUCCCGCGUAAAACAGUGGUUUUGCCGUACACGUUCGACGGCUUCCAAAGUAAUGACGAAUUUUUGGUGUACGAGAUGAAUUAUGCAUUCGAUUGCAUCUUGGGGAUACCGUGGCUGUCACGAUAUCAGCCGACGAUAGACUGGCUAUCUCGGUCCGUCAAACGACGAAGCGGUUACGACGUAAGUGAAGUUUUCACUCAUCUGUUGGUAGCGCCAUCCGAUUGGCCUCACGUCAGGGUCGUGAACGAACUCGCCACGACUAGAAGUCAGCACAGAGAGAGCGAUGGCCCUCUGUGUCCGGUAUGUUCAGUCACACUGAUAGAACCACAACACGAGGCGGUCGAACAGAGGUUCCCGCAAACCCAGACAUCGGUCGAGCAGGGGCUCCCGAUUCACAACGAGACGGUCGAACAGAGGUUCCCGCAAACACAGACAUCGGUCGAGCAGAAGCUCCCGAUUCACAACGAGGCGGUCGAACAGGGGUUCCCGCACACACGGACAUCGGUCGAGCAGGGGCUCCCGAUUCACAACGAGGCGGUCGAACAGGGGUUCCCGCACACACGGACUUCGGUCGAGCAGGGGUUCCCGAGUUCUAGCGAGGCGGUCGAGCAGGGGCUCCCGCAUACACACACAACGGCCGAGCAGAGGCUCCCGAUUGUAACCGAGACAGAGCUCCCACGUCUAGCGGGGGGUACUUCAUCCUCCAGCGACAGCGACGUUCCAGCCUCGAGCAGUGGCUCAAGACGCAAGAGAAAGCGUAAACGCAAGAAAGGUGCACGCCGAUCACCAAGACGACGAAAUUCUCGCUCAAGCGCCGUUGACGACGAUACUGUAUUGACGGAAUCCGUUUGUGCGCUUGAAUAUGUGGAAGGGUCUUCACAUCGUGGCCGCUACGUUGAGGUAGCGAGCCCUCCGUGCACUGUUGCAGAGAUCACAUCUCUAUUAACCCUACCAUGGAAAGAUUUUCUUUACGACCUCAAGGCCGGCGACAUCGAGCAAGUGUGCAUCAUAUCAGCCGCCGAAGCAGCUAGUGGAGAAGUUCUGGAGGCUCGCCCAAAGAGCGCUGAGCCCAAAUCAGCGCGCGAAGAACGUUUCGUGGCACAGUCUUGGGAAGCCCUUCGUGCUUCGGGCAACCCUGUCUAUGAUAUCGCGCGUGAGUAUGCCGACAUCUUUCCGGAGAAUAUCCCCGCUGAGCUUCCAGCGGAUCGUGGUGUGCGACACGAGAUCGAUCUCGUGCCAGGAUCGAAGUAUUGCGUGACGCGGCAGUGGCCGCUACCGCGUGACCAAGUCAUCGCAAUUGAUGAAUUUUUUGAGGGCCGCCGUAAGGCAGGACACGUCCGCGAAAGCAUAUCGCCACAUUCGAGUCCGGCUUUCUGUGUGAAGAAAGCCACCGGCGGUUGGCGCAUCGUGCAUGCUUUUAACAAGUUGAAUGACGCCACGAUCCCGGCUCAAACACCAAUUCCUCGGAAAGACAUGGUACUGGAUACCAUGUCCGGCAGCGAGAUUUUUAGCGCCAUAGACCUGACAGACGGGUUUUACCAGAUUUUAAUGAGGGACAGUGAUAUCCCGUUCACCGCUGUCAGCACACCGAGUGGGAUGCUUUGGGAGUGGCUAGUCAUGCCACAAGGCCUUAAAACGCUGCAGCAACGUUCAACCGGAUGCCGCGCUGAGCAACAACUCAGCGCUACGGAGGUCCACCUUCGGCAUUUGAAACAGGUGUUCCAAGUGAUGCGCGAGAACAAACUGUACGCAAAUUUGAAGAAGUGUGUCUUCUGUGCUCCCGAGAUUCCAGUUCUUGGAUGCUAUGUUAGCAAGGAAGGUGUCCAUGCUGAACCCGAGAAAGUGUCAUCGAUAUGUUCAUGGCCUACGCCCAGGAACCAAACGGAACUACGCCAAUGGCUUGGCUUGGCCAAUUACUUGCAUAAGUAUACGAAGAACUAUGCAGAACUAAUCCAGCCACUAUCGACUCUACUGAAGAAAGACGCAGUUUGGUCAUGGAAAGCUGAACAUCACUCUGCCUUCAACUCUGUGAAAAAGAGCUUGUCUGAAGCACCAGUGCUGAUGUUGCCUGAUGAUUCCAAGCCAUUUCACGUCGUCUGUGAUGCGAGUAAUUUCGCUAUUGGAUGUGCCCUCAUGCAGUUUGACGAUGAGGGCCGAGAGCGCGUCGUGAGCUUUCAGUCACGACAGAUGAAACCCGCAGAGCGGAACUAUCCGGUACAUGACAAGGAACUUUUGGCUAUGCGUUACGCGCUGAUCAAGUUCAGAGUAUAUUUGCUCGGCGAGAAGAUGUUUUCGGUCUAUACAGAUCACGCAUCAUUGCGUACCGCCGUCAAGACUCCCCACUUGUCCCAGCGUAUGGCACGUUGGUUGUCAUACUUCUCAGAGUAUAAUUUCGUGGUCUUUUACAAACCCGGCAAGAACAACAUUCUUGCUGACGCGCUUUCUCGACGUCCCGAUUAUGAUCCUCGACGUGACAUGGGUCAUCAGCCAGGCAUUGCUGAAGACGAGGACGACGACAUUUGUUUAUGCUGUGCUGAGCAGGGGCUCAAUGCAAUGAUUUUGACACCUGAGCUGUCAAUCCGGACUCAAAUCGCUGAGUCAUAUGCGAACGAUUCAUUCUACACGGGAAUCAUCAAUUACCUUCGACACCCUAGUGAGGGUUCACUCGCGAAGUUGACGAAACCAACGCGUGACAACAUCAAGCGGUACGCGCUUGAUGGUCCGCUGCUGACUUAUACAAUGGACGUUUUCGACCCACCGCGCGUCGUCAUCCCUGCUGAUGACGACCUCCGCGCACGAUUGGUGCAUGAAUUUCAUGACACUCCAACUGGUGGUCAUUUGGGUCGCGAGAAGACGUUCGCGGCCAUCUCUCGUGUGUUUUUCUGGCCGCGUAUGUACAAAUACAUCCAGAAAUGGGUACGCUCUUGUGAAAUAAGCCAGCGUGUGAAGCCUGCGCCGUCUUCACAAGCUCCAUUGCGUCCGCUUCCGAUUGCCACGGAAGCCUGGCGUUCUGUCAGCAUGGAUUUCAUCUUUGGUCUCCCUCCGGACGAACAGAAACGCACGGGCGUAUUGGUUUUUGUGGAUCGAUUUAGCAAAAUGGUGCAUUUUGCUCCAGUCUCCGCGCACGUUACGGCGGAGACGACCGCGCAGAUCUUCAUCGAUCUCAUAUUUCGACAUCACGGCUUGCCUGAACAAUUGUUUCGGACCGCGACCCGCGCUUUACAUCAGCUUUUUGGGCAACGUUGUUUCGACUAUUGGGCACGCGACUGCUUAUGUCUACGGCAGCCCAUCCAGAGACGGAUGGGCAAACGGAGCGCGUGA